UGUUACGAGCUCUUGAGAUCACAUGGUCGUACGGUCGCAUAGUUUGCCCGAUACACGAAAUUUUUUAGUUUAUAAUAUAGAAAUAUUACGGCGUAUCGUACAAAAUAGCUUUCAAUUAAAGUUAAGAAAAGAAUAAGUAUGCAAACUGUGACAAAGAUAGGAAUUGGAUGGUAGGACUGUAACCGCUGCAAUAGGCAUAUAUUGUUUUAUACUUUCCAAACAAAACGUAAUUGCGAAAAGAUAUGACAAUAUGAAAGCAAGAGAGCAUAUUCGUAAUGCAAAUAUUGUGGAUUAAAGGAUUUCUUUAAGGAUUUAAAUAUUGUAAAAUAUUAAGGAAUUUGACUAAAAAUGGCUGCGUUUAUUCAACUCAACGAAAAUCAAUUAAAAAUGGUACAAGAAUUAGAAAUGGAGAUGAUGUCCGAUAUGUAUACUCGUAUGACAUCAGCGUGUCAUAGAAAAUGUAUACCGCCAAAGUAUCUGGAAUCUGAAUUAACCAAAGGGGAAUCGAUAUGUCUCGAUCGUUGUGUCUCCAAGUAUCUGGAUGUUCACGAACGUAUCGGGAUGAAGUUCACUCAGAUCUCUAUGCAGGCAGAUAACUUUAUGAAAGAUAAAGAUGCGGAACAAAAAUAAAAUAAAGUAUCGUUUUCUUAAAGGAAGUUAGUAUAAAUUUUAUUUCUGUGCAUUUAAUAGUUUCUGUUUCUUUAGGUGAUUAUGGUUGAAAAUAUCGACGAUUCAACGGU
Molecule: messenger RNA, 740 nt
Organism: Colletes gigas
Lineage: Eukaryota; Metazoa; Arthropoda; Insecta; Hymenoptera; Colletidae
Gene: Tim10
Product: mitochondrial import inner membrane translocase subunit Tim10
Exons: 2
Coding region: 349-630 (93 amino acids)
Biological process (GO): protein insertion into mitochondrial inner membrane
Cellular component (GO): mitochondrial inner membrane
Source: RefSeq, a predicted model, not a curated record